Messenger RNA from Raphanus sativus (radish), 1721 nucleotides. RefSeq lists its product as uncharacterized. Bases 525 to 1550 code for a protein of 341 amino acids. Lineage: Eukaryota; Viridiplantae; Streptophyta; Magnoliopsida; Brassicales; Brassicaceae. The record is from RefSeq and is a predicted model, not a curated record. The transcript has 7 exons.
UGUGGAGGGCUGGGAAGUCAAGGGUAGUGUCACAAGUACGGGCAGCGAAGACUGCUGCUGAGAGAUUAAAAUUAAAACUCAGCAACGUCCCAUCAAUUCAAAUGUGGAACACUUGGGUUAGGAGCAAGACUACCUCAAGUUUCAUGGAAAUAAGUAAUAGGUACCGAGAGCUGAGAAAAAAUCAGAUUCCUCAUACCACCAGCCGCAAAGGAAUGAUUCGUUUAGCUUAUGAUAUGAAAAAAAGAGUCAAGACCCGAAAAAAGUGAGUACGAGUAAGGUAUGGAUUGCGGGACAUACUCUCGCUGAUGGUAGACCCGUGAAGCCUCAAUAUGCUGAGACUAUUGAACAAAUCCAGUCACUUGAUAGUCAAAUGGACUCUACAUCAGCUGCUGAUAACAUAAGGGAGGAUGCUGUCACCAAGAUUUUGGGAAAAGACAAACCUGGACGAGUAAGGGGGGUUUGGUAGAGGGAUUACGGCUACUAAACUAGCAUUUCUGCAAUCUAGAGACGCAAAGAUUGCUGAUAUGGCUAGUGAGAUUGAAGAGUUGAAGGGCAUGGUCCGAGAGUUAGCUGGAAAGAAGAAAACUAAUGGUGAGACUGAAACAUCUGAGACAAGUGCUGGAUUCAAAGAAGGAGUGAGAGUACAAAUACUGGAUUGGUUUGAAUCAGAAGAUGUAGUUGUUGGUGAAGGAGAAUUUUGCUCUGAUGAAACGAUGUACAAAAUUGGUCGUGUGCCUAUUGGUCCUAAUGCAGUGGCUGUUAUUGUUAAGUCUGCAUUAAUCUCGGAAGCUUUUCUCUGGAGGCCUACGACAGAUGUAUUAUCUCUUGAGGACGCUGUGGGAUGCAAAGUAGCUUGGCCAAUAAAUAAAGUGGUUUUGGAUAGGAAUCCAUUAGCGUCUCAAGAUGUAUCGAUGCAACACAAGGAAGGUGAAACUCGAAGAUGCAAAAUCUAUGACUGGACUUCAGAAGAAGAAGAGGUUAUUGCUGAAGGUCUCCUGUGCUCAUCUAAUUCCAAAGAGAUGGUUAACAAUAUACCUCUGGGUCCAAAUGCGGUGAGCAUUGAAGUGGUGAAGGUGUUUAAAGAUAAUGCUCAUUUGUGGAGGCCAACUGCGGAGAUGUUUUUGAUUGGUGAUGCAAUUUACGAGAAAAUCGCAUGGCCACUCCUCAAGAUUGAAAUCAUGGCUUCGAUCACUACAGCUGCAACACCUGCAAAACCUGCAGCCACGAAAACAGCAUCACCUACCAAACCAGGAAAGAAAAAAGCAAUGAGUCCAGGCAGCACUGGUACCACCAAAAGUGCAAAGCAGAAGUGUAUUAUCUUCGACUACAGCAACACCGGACGUAAGGUAGCUGAAGGAAGAGUGGCUUCAACAGAUCCGAAAGAGCUGUGUCACUUUGUGCCCUUGGGUCCAAAUGCAAGCAAGGUGUGGGUUGAAGUGGCUAAGAUUGGUGAUGCAAAGGUGUGGAGGCCAAAUUCAGAGAUUGAAUACAUCUCUGAUGCAAUAGGUUCGGUUGUGGCAUGGCCAAAUGAUAAACUGAAGUUGGUGUGAAAGUCUGAAACAAUGUAUCUCUAGUUGUGUUCUUUUUCUCGACGGCUCUAGUAGUAUUUCUAGUUUGAACUUAUCUGAAGUUAUGUGUAAUAUUUAUGUGUGAUAUUAUGUGUAAGUUCACAAACAAAAAACAAAUAUUAUGUGUAAUAUUAAGAUAUAAUCUUGUGUACU